Messenger RNA from Oldenlandia corymbosa var. corymbosa, 2326 nucleotides. Lineage: Eukaryota; Viridiplantae; Streptophyta; Magnoliopsida; Gentianales; Rubiaceae. The record is from the annotation of a GenBank genome assembly.
GGGAGAGACCAGUGGCAAGAGUAGUCAAUUAAAAUUCACAGAUCCGAAAUUAAUGAUACAUUGGUUGGGAAUCAUUAAAAGUAACAAACGAAAAUGUCUGCGCUUUCCCUUUACAACGAGGGAAAGAAAAAAGAACAUAAAGAAUUGGAGAAUUCAAAAGGUAAUGGAAAUUAUAUCAUUGGUUAAAACAUUAACCACAUGCAGAAGCUUCCUUACAGAAAUGAAUCCCUCCUUGUACCAAAAAAAAAAAAAAGAAGAAGAAGAAGAAAUGAAUCCCUCCAGUGCUUUUUUCAUGGUUUUUCUCGUCAAACCCUGGAUUCAUAUCCUUUAAAUUGAAUCAUCAUUUCAAAAAAAAAUCCGAGAUAGAAAAAAAGGCAUUGAAACACAAUUUAACAAUGGACUUAACAAAAGUCCUCCAUAUUUUUCUUUUUUCAACUCUCCUAAUUUUACCCUUUGUUGUUCAUCAUUGCGAUGGAAAGGGGCAUCGACAAGCACACACUGAGUAUCUUCAGGCCAAAUUCAAUCCGAAUUCCAGAAUUGACACAUCCCACUUCACCCCGCCGGCCGCCCCGCCCGCCUUCGGCGCGUCCCUCAUUUCCAUUUCCGAUGAUCAGAAGCUUCAGGCUGUAGUUUUGCCCGGUCAAGAUCCGGCGGCGAUGAGGAUCAAAGAUCGGAUUGCUGAGUUGCCCGGACAACCACCGGUUAAAUUCCAACAGUACGGUGGAUAUGUUACCGUUGAUCCGGUUUCUGGCCGGGAAUUUUAUUACUAUUUCACCGAGGCCCAAGAUCCCCAGAAAGCAAAAGAUUUGCCUCUUAUUGUUUGGCUGAACGGAGGCCCUGGUUGUUCUUCACUUGGCUAUGGAGCAAUGCAAGAACUUGGACCAUUCAGAGUUGGAAGUGAUGGUAAAACCUUAUUCAACAAUGAAUUCGCCUGGAAUAAAGUUGCCAACGUUCUAUUCUUGGAGUCUCCAGCCGGAGUAGGGUUUUCGUAUUCUAAGCAAAGAACAGAUUAUACGAUUGGGGGAGAUCGGAAAACAGCACAAGAUAAUUACAUUUUCUUGAUAAACUGGCUUGAAAGGUUUCCGGAAUAUAAAGGCAGAGAUUUUUACCUUGCUGGAGAGAGUUAUGCAGGUCACUAUGUUCCUCAGUUGGCACGUACUAUUGCCUUUCAUAACUUCAAGGCAAAGAAAACCAUCAUUAAUCUAAAAGGAAUUAUGAUCGGAAAUGCAGCCAUCAACGAUGAAACAGACAGUAUAGGGAUGUAUGAAUAUUGGGCAUCCCAUGCCCUGAUUUCACAAGAGACAUUAAAAGAGAUUAGCAACAAUUGCGAUUUCUCACCAAAUGGUACUUUGACGGAUAAGUGCAGCACCAUCACUAAUCAAACCGAGAAACUGUAUGAUGAGAUUGACGUCUACAGUAUAUAUGCUCCAAUGUGCUUGAGUGUUGGGAAACUCACCCCUACCCCAAAGCCCUUCACGAUAAUGAACUUUGAUCCGUGUAGUGAUACUUACGUGACCGCAUACAUGAACCGGCCGGAAGUGCAGGUGGCCUUACAUGCAAAUGUAACAAAGAAUAUUCCCUAUGCUUGGGAACCAUGCAGUAAUCUUCUUGAAAAUUGGACAGAUAGUUCAGCAAGUGUGCUUCUCCUUUUUACGGAAUUGAUCGAGCAUGGAGUCCGAGUUUGGGUAUAUAGUGGUGAUGUUGACGGAAGGGUUCCGGUGACCGGAACCCAAUAUUCACUAGAAACAAUGGCAGUUCCAAUUACAACUCCUUGGGGUCCUUGGUAUCUGAAUGGCGAGGUUGGAGGAUAUGUCCAAUACUACCAAAAUAAUUUAACAUUUGCAACAGUGAGAGGGGCGGGUCACCAAGUACCAAGUUAUCGACCCGACAGAAGUCUCGAGCUUGUUUCCCGCUUUCUUACAGGAAGUCCUUUACCACCAUCAAAAAAAGUGAAAUGACGAGAACAAAUGUUGAUUCAACUUCGGAGUAUCUUAAAAUCUAUAAAUAUACUUUUUCUGUCUCAAAAUUAUUGUCCAGGAUGAAUUUUUAUUUCUAGUAUAGAUUAUACUAAAAGUGAAAUUCUAAACUGAAUAAUAAUUUUAAGACAUAGGGAGUAGUUUAUUCGGGUAGAGACCGAAAAAUUAGUCACACCAAAUAGAGAGAUAUAUUUUUGCAUGUCACAGUCAGCGUGUGUAUGGUACACUGGUUUUUUAUUUUGUAUCACACGCACGGAUAGUCAAUUGUGUCUCUAAAUUAUGAUUUAAACUUUCCAACACACACAUAAUGAAACUAUGAAAAUUUGUCUCCUGACAAAAUCAACCGUUCC